Messenger RNA from Musa acuminata AAA Group (dessert banana), 1671 nucleotides. Its product is annotated as pentatricopeptide repeat-containing protein At5g57250, mitochondrial-like. The transcript is spliced from 5 exons. Gene Ontology annotation, molecular function: protein binding. Lineage: Eukaryota; Viridiplantae; Streptophyta; Magnoliopsida; Zingiberales; Musaceae. The coding region runs from base 1 to 1671 and encodes 556 amino acids. The record is from RefSeq and is a predicted model, not a curated record.
AUGAAAGACCAUAUCUUGACCGACAAUUUCGUUUGUCGUUCCAUUAUCUCCGGGUUCUCGAGGAUCAGGGAGCCGGCGCUUGGUCUGGACUUUUUCGAAAGAGCAAGGAAAGUCUUUCUUCCUAAUCUCGUCACCGUUACGACUGUGGUCGAUGCACUGUGCAGGGAAGAUAGAAUCAACGAGGCCUGCGAUCUGGUUCGGAAUAUGGAAGGCCAGGGAAUGGCGCUCGAUGCCGUUCUGUAUAGCUGCUUGAUUGAUGGGUAUCUGAAGAGAGGUGACCUGAUGGAAGGUCUUCGGAAGCACAAACUCAUGGUGGAUAAGGGAAUUACUCCAGAUGUAAUUGGUUAUACUAUCAUCAUUGAUGGGUUGUGUAAAGAAGGAAAUGUAGAGAAAGUGAUCGGUUUUCUGGAGGAAAUGGAGAGCAAAGGUGCGCAUGCCAAUGUGGUGACUUACACAGCUGUAAUUCAUGGUUUCUGCCGGAGGAACAAGUUGGAGGAAGCAUUUUGUGCCUUGAGGAAAGUGGAAGAGAAGGGAGACUUGGAUAGAUUUUUUACUUUGCUUGAGGAAUCGGAGAAGAAAGAGAUUAAAGUUGGAACAGUGACAUAUAACACAUUGAUCAAUUCCCUGUGUAAAGCUGGCCAAGCAAGCAAGGCAAAUGAGAUCUCAAAGGGCUUUACCGGUGAUAAUUUCACCUAUGCGACAUUGUUACAUGGAUACCUGAAGGAAAUGGAUGUGGUAGGCAUCUUGGAGGUCAAGAGGAGAUUGGAUGAAUCUAGCAUUGUUCCUGACAUUGUUACUUGCAAAGUUGCAAUGUCCUUAUCAAGGCUUUGUUUAUGGCAGAUGACAAAUGCCAUGUUCCUUUACCUUAGCAAGAAAAAUGUGGACAAAGCUAUUCAUUUUCUAAAUGUUAAAUGCAAAAGGAUCAUUUCAGUCAGUGCCUUGACCACGGUCAUUGACACUUUUAAGAAGGAACCUAGAAUUGAAGAUGCUUACCAGUGUUUAUUGCAAUCUGAAAAAAAUGGAGUUCCUGUGGAUGCAUUUGUUUACUCUCUUGUGGUGGAUGGACUUUGCAAGUCAGGUUAUCUCGAAAGAGCUCUAGAUCUCUGUGGAAGCAUGAAAAGAAAGGGGAUAUACCCUAAUGUUGUCAUCUACAAUUCUGUAAUCAAUGGUGCAUUAUCUAGAGAAGCUGCAGAUUGGUUGAAGAAGCCUUGGAUCUCCUCUCAGAUUUGGAAAAGAAUUGUUAAUCCAGAUGAUUAUACAAUUGCGGCUAUCCUAAAUGGGUUUUGUCAAAGAAGGGACAUUGAAGGUGCCCUAGGUUUUUUUACUGCGACCAAAACGAGAGGAUACUUCUCAGAUUUCUUGGGUUUCAUGAAUCUCGUAGAUGGACUCCUUGCUGAAGGAAUGAUGGAGGAAGCAAGGAGCAUUUUAAGGGACAUUCUGAAUUGUGCAGAAAUUGUAGAUCUGAUAAAUAAUGCUGGAGAUGAGCUUCAUGUAGAGUCCUUAGAUAGUCUCCUAUCUCUUGCAUGUGAGCAAAGAAGAAUCAAGGAAGUCAUACUUGUUCUAAAUGAAAUUAGUUAUUUGUCCAUAUCUUCCACAAGGUCUAACAGUGGUAGAGUGUUUCUGAAACUAAAGGAGCUGCAUGGUUCAGGUGUUUUAGAUAUAGAAAAAUGA